This is a messenger RNA of Owenia fusiformis, 2009 nucleotides long. Lineage: Eukaryota; Metazoa; Annelida; Polychaeta; Sabellida; Oweniidae. The record is from the annotation of a GenBank genome assembly.
CUCAAAGCAAACAGUUCGAAAAACGUCAACAAAGUUUUGUCUCUGAGACUGUAAACGUGAACAUAAAAUCCAGCUUCUUGGUGUGUAGUUAUUAAGCAGUAGCAGUAAGAACUUCUGAAAACUAAAAGUCAAGAAAUGUCGGAAAAACAACGCCAACCUAGUGGAGACAGGAAGUGGGUGCGGCCAGACCUUCCCAGUAAAUGCACGUAUAAAGUUGGCAUGUGCCCUGAGGAUUCCCCACAUACACGACGAGAGAGGAAACCUAAGCCAGCAAUUAUGCCAAAUAUUCUAUCUAAUAUUGGAAAUACACCUCUAGUCAGACUCAGCAACUUAUCAAAAAGUUAUGGAAUUAAAUGUGAAUUAUUGGCAAAAUGCGAGUUCUUCAAUGCUGGAGGGAGUGUGAAGGAUCGUAUAGGACUGCGUAUGAUAGAAGAUGCUGAGGAGUCAGGAACACUCAAGAAAGGAGAUGUUUUAAUUGAACCUACAUCAGGAAACACAGGAAUUGGUCUGGCAUUGGCAGCAGCUGUAAAAGGAUACCGCUGUAUAAUUGUUAUGCCUGAGAAAAUGAGCAUGGAAAAGGUUGAUGUAUUGAGGGCACUAGGGGCUGAGAUUGUACGCACCCCAACUAGUGCAAGCUUUGACUCCCCUGAAUCUCACAUAGGCGUGGCCCAUAGACUCCUCCAGGAGAUCCCUAACUCCCACAUUCUAGACCAGUACCGCAAUGCAAGUAAUCCACUGGCUCAUUAUGAUGGCACAGCAGAAGAAAUACUAGAGGCUUGUGACAACAAGGUAGAUCUUGUGGUAGUAGGAGCAGGAACUGGGGGGACCAUAACUGGUAUUGCCAGAAAGUUCAAGGAAAAAUGCCCAUCAUGCAGAGUAAUAGGAGUAGAUCCAGAAGGGUCUAUUAUCGCUCGCCCCGAGAGCUUGAACAAAACGGAUGUGACAUUUUACGAAGUGGAAGGAGUCGGAUAUGAUUUCAUACCAACAGUUUGCGAUCUUGAGCAUGUCGAUCAAUGGUAUAAGUCAAAUGACCAAGAAUCACUGUUAAUGUCCAGAAAGAUGAUCAAGGAAGAGGGGCUAUUGUGUGGUGGUUCAAGCGGGGCAAACAUGUCUUGCGCUAUACGGGCUAUCAAGGAGGCGGGACUCAAGGAAGGUCAACGUUGCGUCGUGAUCAUGCCUGACUCUGUUAGAAAUUACAUGACAAAGUUUCUAAGCGAAGAUUGGAUGAGGGAGAGGGGUUUUAUUGAAACAGAUGCAGACCUUAACACUGCUCAAACCUGGUGGUGGAAUUUAAAAGUAAGCGCACUGAAUCUGAAUGCUCCAUUGACAGUGUUUCCCCACAUAUCAAUACAGGAAGUUCAGCAUCUACUGCACACAGAGGGCUUUGAUCAGGUGCCAGUUGUUGAUGAAACAGGUAAAGUGCUGGGCAUGGCCACAGUGGGUCACAUGAUGUCUCAGCUUACCAAGGGAAAGGCAAAAGCUACUGACCCAGUACUGAAAAUUAUUUAUAAACAAUUUAAACAAGUCCAUUUAAACUGUACAUUGGGCAACCUGUCCAGAAUGUUAGAUACUGAUCAUUAUGUACUGGUAGUCCAUGACCAAAGACAAUAUACUGGAGCUGGCGAAACAAAGAUGAACACCAUGAUAUAUGGCAUGUGUACAAGGAUUGAUCUGCUCAACUUUAUAUCUGCGCAACCUAAUACUAAUGGAGUCUAAUUUAGACUCAUAUCCCCAACAAAAAGGCAUUAAGCGACGCAUGCAUGGUGUGUUAAUAGAGUGCUUCCCAGGAAUUUGGGAAGAACAUGGAGGAUAACUUCAACAGAAUAAUUUAUACCCAUUCCAGGAUUAUUUCAACAUCUGGGAUAAUUUCCACAUACUACUAUUACUAUAUAAGAAUUACUACCAACAAGUACUUGCAUGACUACCAUGCAUUGGAACACUACUUACUACCAAUGACUAUAUACUUGGAAUUGGAUUACUAAUACAGCAAAACCUGUCUAAAUGGAACA